Diabrotica balteata is the source of this 858-nucleotide messenger RNA. The record is from the annotation of a GenBank genome assembly. Lineage: Eukaryota; Metazoa; Arthropoda; Insecta; Coleoptera; Chrysomelidae.
AUGAAAAAUGUAUUCUUUAUUCUACUUUUUAGUGUGGUAUACACACUAACUUAUGGUUAUAAGCCUGUUAUUUUAUUACAUGGAGUUAUGACUGGUGCGGAAAGCAUGGAGCUAAUUAAGAAACGAAUAGAAGAGAAACAUCCAGGCACUAUUGUGUAUAAUAUUCAACAAUUUGAAGGAUGGUAUAGUUUGGAAAAUAUGUGGUAUCAAGUUCAACAAGUCUCUCAAACUAUAACAAAUAUCACGAUGAAAUAUCCAGAAGGUGUCAACUUUAUAGGUUAUUCUCAAGGUGCUCUUCUUGGUAGAACUAUUCUUCAAGCUAAUCCAAAUCACACAGUUCAUCGAUACAUAUCAUUAAGUGGUCCUCAAGCUGGACAAUAUGGAACACAGUUUCUUCAUUUAUAUUUCCCAGGAUUAGCUUUAGAAACAGCUUUUGAGUUAUUUUAUUCUAGAGUUGGACAACAUACUUCUGUAGGAAAUUAUUGGAAUGAUCCUUAUCAUAAAAAGUUGUACAUGAAGUACUCUCAAUAUUUGCCAUACAUAAAUAAUGAAAUUGAAAAUGUUAAAAGUGAUGAUUUCAAAAAUGCUUUGCUCAAAUUAGAUAGACUUGUAUUGAUUGGGGGGCCUGACGACAAUGUUAUAACACCUUGGCAAUCUAGUCAGUUUGGAUACUAUAACGAAAACGGAACAGUGAUAGAUAUCAAGGAUCGUGCCAUAUUUCAGCAGGACUCGAUUGGAUUGAAAACGCUUUAUGAAAAAAAGAAAUUAAAGCUAGUCACUGUGCCAGGCGUCAACCACUUCAUGUGGCAUCUUAACAUGACGAUAUGUGAUAAUUAUAUUUUACCGCAUCUUGAUUGA